AUGGUUUUGAAUGAUAAUUUAUUGGGUAGAGAUAUGGAUCUUUUUGUGAGAUCAACUUAUGUUGAAUAAAUUCAGCUCAAUUUGUCAAUAUAUAGUUAGAAAGAAGGUAAUCGAUUUUUAGGAGCAGUAUAACUGUUAUAUAAUUUGGUUAGAGCGUUAUUGAUAUGUUAGAAAGAAAACAUUAUCAAUGUUAUUUGCGUCAUUGGUAACAAUCUUAAUAAUUUGAAUUAAAAUAUUUUGUUAUGCAAUGA
Molecule: messenger RNA, 251 nt
Organism: Paramecium octaurelia
Lineage: Eukaryota; Ciliophora; Oligohymenophorea; Peniculida; Parameciidae
Source: the annotation of a GenBank genome assembly